CAGUCCGACCCGGACAGCCGAGCGAGCGAGACGUCGCGGUUGUAUAUGUAUAUACGUAUUAUAUGUGUACACGGGCGCUCUCUAACUCCGUUGCGCACUACAGCACUGCCUAACCUCUCGCUCAUCCCAUGCGCGAGCGCGUAUGCGCCGUGGAGAGAGCGAGAGAGAGAGAGAGAGAAAGAGAGAUUCUCGCAACCCCGUACGUGCGUGCGCCGAACAUCCCGGUUCAGUGUUCGCUCGGAGCUCCGAGACGUCGCAUCGUCGCGCGUGAGAGCCUGACUGUCACAUCGGUCCUCCGCGAGCGCGCGAGUGUUAUUAUUGCCCAUACUGCUACACUGUCUUCGUGCGUGUUUUGUCGUCCUUCCGCGAAUCGUCGUAUACGCUGUAGCGAAGCAGAGGUCGCGACUCUCUGUGUAACGUAUAUACGCGCUGUGCGGCGGGUUAAGCUGUAUACACGCGAGAAAGCUGAGGAUUUUCCGAGAAAGCGAGUUUCGCAAACGGGAGCCGGCGAAUGGUGUGCGCUGGCUGGGAAAAAGCCGAGGCGAGUCGCUGCAGCUAGAGUGUGCUAGUCUCCGGGCGGCGAGUGUCGUGCGCCCUGCGGAAUCGAUAGAACCAAGUCAACGCCGAGAGGACCUUUUCGUCUUCACACCCUCUCCUCCUACUUUCGCCGACGGUAUUACGCUCUACUCUGCAGCCCGGAUGUAAUACUGCUUACAUACCUCUGUGUACUUACGCUUAAAGUGGACCUUCGCGAGAUAACAGUUUGUUGGUUUUUGUGGAUUGGAGAGAGAAAGUCCGGGCCCGAUAAUACACACACGAACACACUGGCCCGAGACGAGUGAUAAGUGCGUGCUUCUGUUGGUUUGUCUCCGUAUACGAGUAUAUGAUACUGCUGCGGUCGGCGCCACACGUGAACUGCCACGAGGAGGACGCGUCGGAGAAGCUGCGCGCAUCGUCAACCAAACAGGCGGCGGAGGCCGGUGAUGAGGGGCGUCGGCUAGUGGCCCCGCAGCAGCAGCAGAGUCGAGGAGGAGGAGGAGGUACGAGAGGAGCCAGGGAGAGCGGAAAGAUGCCUGCCUCCCGCGGAGCAGUGGCCUUAUUAAGGGCGGCCCUGCUGAUUCUAAUCAUCGCGGGAAGCGCUCGAGCCUACAGCUCGCGCACGCCAGAAUGCACGUUUCCAUCGAGGUGGGAAGGCAUGUGGUUCCAGAGCGGCGUGCGGCAAUCGAUACUCAUAUCGAAGAACAUCCUCUCGAGCAAGGGAACCUGCCUCCAGAACGAGGGCGAUAAGUUUCUCCUGGUAAACGAGAAAUCCUGCUAUCGAUGCGUCGUCAUCCACGAGAAACACUCUAACGUGCUGCAGUACAAAGAGACCUACUGCCACAGCAGGAACACCCUGGCAGCGUUGUGCAGCUACAUAACCGGUGACGCGCUGCUCUUCUCGAUGUUCCGGGAGGAGGCGACAUCGGUGCCCUGUCCGUUCCACGCACCGAUGACCUUCACUUACAAUCGUGGCCAUGGGAGGUGCUUCAGUCCGCAGAGCAACGUCGAGACCUGCACCGACGAGAGCAAGCUGCUCUUCAAGUACCAGGCGUGUCCUGAUGUACCGGCUUCUGAAAGCACAGUGGAGGAGCUCGAAUGCCUGGCCACCUGGAAGGAGGGCAGCAACCGCUACCUGGUGGGCCGUCUGCACAACGGUCAUUCCUUGAGUAACGAGGACCGCUACCGCUGCUUCGUCUACGAAAGGCGCGGCCAGAAUGUCGCGGGAUUGAACAGAGCUGCAGCCGCAGCUCUGGGUAUCGCCAGUGUCCUCGAUCACGAGAUGUCGGCUGCUGGUCCCAAUGUCGAGGGAUCACCCGAGGUCUACAAGGUCGCUCAGAGCGGAGAUGCCACGUGCAACGGGCUGUUCAGCCCACUGGAAGGAUCGAGGACUAUGACGCUGACGAAAGCAUCAUCACCGGGCAAGUGUUGGUUCCCCACGUGGCUGACCGGCAAGACAAGCAUGACCUGGCACACGCUUGACCUGACGCGCUCGUACACCUUCCACAUGAGCAACGCAUCGCUGCACACCGUCCGCUCGAACGGCAGUGCCAGGAGCUCCGAGAGUCAGGACUUUCUCAAUCUACCCGGCCAGGACGAGCACAACGUCAAGAUACUCUGCAACAGCGUGAAGGCCGCCGGCACCGAACAGAACAUCUUCAUGAUCGUCGCGCAUUUCACCGUGGGAUGUCAAAACGGCUACAUGUGCAUGGCGUUCUACAAAAGGGACGGCCACGUCGUCGAACUUCAGACAGGAAGCACCGUCUCCAGGGCCGAGGAGGCAUGCAGCUCGCCCCACUACCAGCAGCACAGCAUCCCCUACGUCACCCUAGUCACGAGUUCUCCAGAGCCACGUCAGUGCCCGUACCUCGGGAAAUUCACGGUGACCGGUGUGAACGGCGCCAGCCACGCCCAGCAAAAGAGCCCUGGCCGAAACAAGGGCUACAAGAGCGACAGGGUGAGACACGGCCAGGAGCGAAAGCUCGAGUUCGACGUGGAAAAACGCCGGGGUAACAAUCAGUACCUCGUCCGCGAUCAGCUGCAGCAGCAACAGCAGCAGCACAGGAGAGUUAGGUCCGAGGGAAACGCCAGGCUCCACAGCAGAGAUCCCGAGGAGGAGGCCGAGGAGCAGCUGAUGGAGGAGGAACUCUGGGCGAGGAGGAGCGGCAAGCCGAGGCUGAGAGAGGAGGCUCAGGCGUUUUUUAAGAGUAAAUUCCGCAAGAAGCGCCAGUCAAAACUGGAGGACUUCCAGCUGGACAAAGACGACUUGACGCACCAGGCGUCUCCGAUCUGGACUCGUGACUCUCGCGAGGACGAUUCGAAUCUCGAGGAGAUGUCGGACGCGGACUACUUUGGCGAGUACAUCGACGAGGCUCCGGUCGAACCUCCGAAGAAGAAACGCGUCUAUCCGACCUUCCUCACCUACUCGGACCUCGUGCGUCUGAAGCGCGAAAUCGAGGAGGACGAGGACGACGUCGAGUCCGACGACGACUAUGAGGUCUACGACGAGGAGGACGAGGAGGAGGCUCGCCGUCGCAGAAGACGACGAAAGAAGCGCGACGCGAUGGAGGAGGACGAGCAACGGCCCAGAUGCAACUCCGACAUCACCACCCUGACCGUCGGCUGCUCCACUGCCGACCGGAUGGAAUUUCAAAGCGAAUGCGUCGACGAUGACGCCGUCACAGCUUACUCGUGCCACGGGCGCUGGUUCGACGCGGAGGGCACGCAGUUCGUGAUAGCGACGCCGCUGGCGACUCGUCGCGCUCAAGCAGCCUGGAGUGGACCCGAUGGCUCAAGGGCCCAGCCGUACAGGAACAGUCGCAGGCUCUGCUUCAUGUACAGGGAGAGCGGGGGCGUUGUCAGUCUGACCGCGAGUCCGGUCGCUUGCCAGAGAGGCGUGCCACCACCGCCGCCGCUUCUUGCCUUCAACGCUACCAGUAUCGGUCAGUGCAUGGACGGCGCGAGCAGCCUCGGCAAUCACUCGCUGCAUCUGAUCCUGUCGGUGCUGGUGCUCAUCCUCGCCAUGUUCAGGUGAUUCUAAACGCAGCGAGAUGUGUAACCCACAACGUACCUUCAGAGGUACGAAUCCAGUAACGAAGGGCGACAAGUCGUCGUAUACAUGUAUACAUACUUGACGAGGAGGACGCGUGCGCAGGUGGUCCUACUUAGCCGCCGGUGGUUAUGCGCGCGUUCGGCGGAAUUCGAUCUUUAUUGUAUAUUUAUUAUUUUAUCUGUUUUUUUGCUUCGUCGACGAAAAGUCAUUUGAAUACGUGACGCGAUGCUACACCCGAUCGAGAGCUGCGUUAAUUGAUAAUUUGUGCAUAUGUGAUUUUUAUUGUUUGACCAUGUCGUACAUUUGUUUUACGGUUCUAAAGAGGAGUUUUAAAAAAAAUUGGCGUCGAAUUUCACCGGACGCGCCACUCUUCCACAUAUAUAGGUUUUUGUACCGACGUAGCUUCUAGACAGUCUAUAAAGUUAAUUACUAAUAGAGAACACACGGGCGCCUCCCAGCCUCGGAAAUCCAAGAACAAAUGCGACAGGAGAAUAAAUUGUGAAGAAUCACGCGGGGAUGAGAAGUUACGAGUUUUUAUAUAUAUA
This is a messenger RNA of Nasonia vitripennis (jewel wasp), 4134 nucleotides long. RefSeq lists its product as uncharacterized. The transcript is spliced from 12 exons. Lineage: Eukaryota; Metazoa; Arthropoda; Insecta; Hymenoptera; Pteromalidae. Bases 884 to 3571 code for a protein of 895 amino acids. The record is from RefSeq and is a predicted model, not a curated record.